Danio aesculapii is the source of this 4758-nucleotide messenger RNA. RefSeq names its product dual-specificity tyrosine-(Y)-phosphorylation regulated kinase 4 (gene dyrk4). Gene Ontology annotation, molecular function: ATP binding; protein serine/threonine/tyrosine kinase activity; protein serine/threonine kinase activity. Bases 560 to 2464 code for a protein of 634 amino acids. The transcript is spliced from 14 exons. Gene Ontology annotation, biological process: peptidyl-threonine phosphorylation; peptidyl-serine phosphorylation. NCBI's taxonomy places the organism in Eukaryota, Metazoa, Chordata, Actinopteri, Cypriniformes, Danionidae. The record is from RefSeq and is a predicted model, not a curated record. Gene Ontology annotation, cellular component: nucleus.
AGGGCAGUAAACAGAUAGUGGCAAAGGCGCUGCUGUUCAUACCCAAAGCUCGUGUCAAAGCGAGGAAAUUGUCAGCGAAGGCAAGUACACGCUAAAAAACUAAACUUCGCUCGUGUUAUUAGAGCUCGUCUUGUACAGCUGCACAUUCGGACAUUGUGCCAUAACUGUCCUGGAUUACCACUUUAGGAGCGCCAUGACUUGGCAAACAAACGCUGCGCGCUAGGAUGGCAGGAAUAUGGGUUCAGUGAUAGGUAAGCGCACGUAAACAAAUCUAUAUAGAGUGCAGUCGAGGCUGGAAAACCUGAACAGGUGGCAUAUCUCGGGACAUACACGUCAAGUGGAGCAGACCGACAGCUUGCCUCUUUUCGUUAAUCCUCUGCUGACGACGCUUUUCAGCCCCUCUCCUCCUCGCCGGAGAAAGACUUCAUUUCGUGAAGUUCUCGCCGCGGUUUAGCAGUGCUGACAGGACGGGCUCCGGUGUCUUACAGGAUUCUGGAGAUGCGCGUGCAAGUUUUCUGCUGGAUUUAACAACAAGCGCAUUCUUUCUUUCUCACUCCUUAUGCCUUAUGACUUGGAUGUGUUGAAUAUACACGUGUCAAAAAGCGACAUGUUUCCUGAAAUUAAUAACAAGUCAGCCAGACCCGAGGCUUUCCCUCACCCACACAGGGCACAGGCCGACAACACUAAAAUAGGAUCCAACUGCACCUACACACAGAAGUGUGGGACAGGCGUUGGUACUUUGCCCCAACUAGAGGCUCCUGUCAAGCAAGUUUUGGUGACCAAUGGCAAACUUCUGCAUUCGAAUGGAACCUUACCAAGCAUUGUCAAACAGUUGGUGCAAAGCACUCAGGGGAAUCAGGAGGAGAGACCAAGGCCGCAGUUUCCCAAUCGCUUUGGUUCAUCAGUGGAAAACCUGUCUGAAUCCUUAACCAGGAGCAUUAUUAAUAAGUUCGAGAAGAUCAGAACAUAUGAAGGACAGAGGCUGCCAAUGUCUCCAACAACGGCACUGAAACACUUCCAGAACCAGUUAACAGAAUAUGAGCGGGAAGAGAUCAUGGAUUACUCUGAGAUCUGGUAUCUGGGUUUGGACACAAAGAAGAUUGAAGGCUCCCAGGGAUCCCCACAGAAUGCCGGCUAUGAUGAUGAACAUGGCAGCUACUUAAAGGUCCUGCAUGACCAUAUAGGCUAUCGCUAUGAAGUGCUGGAGGUGAUUGGGAAAGGAUCGUUUGGCCAAGUCUUGAAGUGUUUGGAUCACAAGACAAAUGAGUUGGUGGCCAUCAAGAUCAUUCGAAAUAAGAAGAGGUUUCAUCAUCAGGCUCUGGUAGAGUUAAAGAUCCUGGAUGCUGUACGGAGAAGAGACAGAGAUAACUGCCACAACGUUAUUCAUAUGAAGGAGUAUUUCUACUUCCGCAACCACCUGUGCAUCUCCUUCGAGCUGCUCGGGGCAAACCUGUAUGAGCUGAUCAAGAAGAACAACUUCCAGGGCUUCAGUCUGGGUCUGAUUCGCCGUUUCGCUCAUUCACUGCUCAAGUGCCUCCAGAUGCUGCACAAAGAGAAGAUCAUCCACUGUGACCUUAAACCGGAGAACAUACUGCUUUCCCAAAGGGGGCAAGGAAACAUCAAGGUGGUCGACUUUGGAUCAAGCUGCUAUGAGCAACAGAGAGUGUACACUUACAUCCAGAGCCGCUUCUACCGCUCACCAGAGGUGAUUCUGGGUCAUCCGUACAGCAUGGCUAUAGACAUGUGGAGUCUGGGCUGUAUUUUGGCGGAGCUUUACACCGGUUAUCCGCUCUUUCCAGGAGAGAGUGAGGUGGAGCAGAUCGCCUGUAUCAUGGAGAUCAUGGGACUUCCUCCAAAUGACUUUGUUCAGACUGCAUCGAGACGGAGGUUAUUUUUUGAUUCGAAAGGAAAUCCAAGGAACAUCACCAACAGCAAAGGAAAGAAACGUCGACCCAGCUCUAAAGAUCUGGCCAGUGUGCUGAAGACCAACGAUCCUCUCUUUCUUGACUUCAUUCAGCGUUGCCUUGUGUGGGAUCCCACAAAGCGCAUGACGCCUGAUGAAGCGAUGCAGCAUGAGUGGAUCACAGAAGGACGCCUCAACAGACUCCAUCCGAAACCUCGCCCGCUACGGAAAGACAGUGACAACAAUUAUGAAUUUACCUACCGCAAAGCCACAGGAAACAGGACAGCUGAUAAAUCAGGAUCCGACGAGAAACUGAAGAGGGUCAGUGACGCCUCAAGCAAAGGAGGAAAGACAGUCUCAGAAGAGCGUCUGCGUCCUAUAGGAGCCUCAGCCGAGGAAGAAACCAGCGAGGAUUCAAGCAAAGGCCUGAGCAAAGACAGCAAGACGGACUCGAGUGGUGAACGAUCCGUUCAGAUCAUCAUCAAACCUCAGACGGGCUCCAGCUCUGAUUCCUCGUCCUCUGAAGGACCAGAGCCUCAGUUUCUGCCCCCCAUUGUAUAACAGCCACAGCAAGGUGUUUCUUACUGCAGCCGCUUGGUCUGGAUUUACCGUUUGUGCGGCUUAUUAGAGAGAGUUUGACUUUGAGUUUUGAAAUGUCCAAGAAAGUCAGACUAAUGAUUUAUUUAUUUAUUUUUAGCAGUUAUUCAUUGUGGUAUGAAAAGGUGCCAUCAUACUAGAGUCUGAAAACUGUUUAGCCACAAAUUUUGAAGAUGUGAUGCCGGAUGUUGUUUUUAUUAGUUAAUAAUUUGCUAAAUAAUAUUUUUAAUAAUAAAAUCAAUUAUUUAAAAUACAUCAAAUGAAAUAAUUAUUGAAUUGAUGUACAAAAAUUAUUUUUAAAUUAAAGUAUUUAAAUUAAACGCAUAUAAUAAAAUGUUUAAUUAAUUAAAAUAAUAAGGAUUUCAAACUAAUUAAUAAUUGAAAAAAUCAAUUAAACAAAUUAUUAUUGAACUAAUUUUAAUUUACAAAAGGAUUUUUCAAAUAAAGGAUUUAAAUUAAACACAUUUAACAAAAUAUUUGAAAUAAGAAUGAAGAAAUUCCAAUUGAAUGUUUAAAAAAAAUUAUUAAAUCAAAUAAUUAUUGAACAAAUUUUUGAAUAAAAUAUUUUAAUUAAACACCUUAAAUAGAAUAUUUACUUAAUUAAAAUAAGGAUCAAUAAAAUCUAAUUAAAUGUUUAAAAAUGUAACUAUAUCAAAUAAUUAAUUUACAAAAUAAUUAAAAAUAUAUAAAAUAUUUUAAUUAAGCACAUUUAUUAAAUUAUUUAAUUAAUUAAAAUAUUAAUUAAUAAAAUCUAAUCAAACAUUGAAAGAAUUAAAUGAAAGAAUAUUAAAUAAUUUACCAAAUAAUUUGAAAAAUAAAAUAUUUAAUCCAUUAAAAUAGUAAUUAAUAAAAUCUAAUCAAAUAUUGAACUAUUUUAAUUAAAUAAUUAUUAUUAAUUAAUUUACAAUAUCAUUUUUAAAUAUAACAUUUAAUUAAUUUAAAUAAUAAUGAAUAAAACCUAAUCAAACAUUGAAAGAACUUAAUAAAUAUUUAUUAAUUUACCAAAGUAAUUAAAAAAAUACCAAAAUUUACUUAAUUAAAAUAAUAAUGAAUAAAAUCUAAUCAAAUAUUGAACAUUUUUAAUUACAUAAUGAUCAAUUAAUUUAUAAAAUAAUUUUAAAAAUUAAACAUUUAAUUACAUAAAGUAAUAACGAACCAAUCAAACUUUUAAAAACAUCAUUCAAUUCAAUUAAUCAUCUGCAGCCUAGUGUGAUCGCACCUUCACUUUCCAGUCUAGAACAAUUACAUUAGCUGAAGAGCAUUCGAUUGUGUUUUCACCAUUAAAACCCGUCUUGUUGAUUUGGAAGUAAAGUGAAUAUCAUUUUGGUGCUUGUGAUGUAUUUGGAAAAGAUUAUUGUUUGUGACACUGGCAUAUUUUGCUGAGCAUCAUGCUAUGUGCAUGUUUAUUGGGUCUAGUGUGCUUUUUCAUUUUCCUUUUUUUAAGCAUCAAAGCUUUUAGCAACGUCAUUAAUAGAGCUCAAGCAAACCUUGAGUACCAAAGCUGCUUUAUUGUGCAAUAUUUACUGCAUGGAUUAACAGUGUUUGUAUAUUUUCUUGUCGUUUGCCAGAUUUAAUUUUUUUUAAUGAGUUAGUAUGCUUGUCAGUGCAAUAAUAACUGAGCCAAAGAGAUUUAUCGUACAUGUUUUUACUCUAGAAGAACAAAUCCUCAGACUAAAUCUGACGGAAAGCACACUAGAUCAUCAAAAUGUGCACAGGAAUUGCGUGAUUUUUAUUGAUGAUUGUUAUGAUUUCGAUUUCGAGGGAGGUCAAGAAUGCUGUUUAGAGUAAAAGUACAACGUUUUAUGGAUUGUAAUAGUUUCUUUUCUUGUAAAUAGAGUUCUUGAGGUACAGUAAAUACCAUGCACCCUAUGCGGAUGCCAUCAAGUCAUGUAAACAUUAGACAAGGUUUUACUUGUUCUUGUUAUCGUUUUAUCUGUUAUAAUUGAUACAAAUGGAGAUUUUUACUACCAUAUGCUCUCUUUUUCCCCCUUGUUGUUUUGUUUAUGGGGUUUUAGAAGAAAGUCUUGGACGGAGGGUGUUAGGUAGUGCCUUUCAGUAUUAGAAUAAUCGUCAUUUUAAUCGUCUCUUGAAUAAUGUCUGUACUGUCAUAACUAUGACAAUAAAGAUUUAAUAUGGAACUAAAUGUGAAUUUUUAAAUGCAAACACGGUCUGGACUUGAUUUAGUGGAAAUGGCUUUUAUAUGUUCAUCAAGGGGAUGUGUAUGCAUUAAAAUAAAGCACUUUUGGUAAAUGUGAAAA